Messenger RNA from Colletotrichum higginsianum IMI 349063, 1302 nucleotides. Its product is annotated as Integral membrane protein. The record is from RefSeq and is a predicted model, not a curated record. Bases 1 to 1302 code for a protein of 433 amino acids. NCBI's taxonomy places the organism in Eukaryota, Fungi, Ascomycota, Sordariomycetes, Glomerellales, Glomerellaceae. The transcript is spliced from 2 exons.
AUGAGUGAACCGCCUUCGCCAACCUCUCCCUCUGCGGCAGCCGCUUCCGCAGGCGACGUUCUGGAGCGCCGAAAAACAGAAGUCAUCCGCAAGUUGGCCGCCCAUGUGCCUAGUGACGAUGGCGAUCCUAUUCGGCUCAAGAAGCUUGGAAUCAUCGAAAAGGUCCUUGCAUCUUUCGAGGAUCCCAACAUGAACUCUGAUUACCUGGAUGAAAUCAACAAUUUCCACAGUUACCGGUACCAGCCGAUGACGUCUACUUUGGCAUAUCUCGACAACAUCGAGCAACGCCUUCAACUCUUGAAGGAUAUCAAGACCACCAAGUUGAAGUACACCGAUCCUGAGGUCCCGCCGAAGGCACUUCCAGCUGAACUCAUCACACAUGUUGUAUGGGCUGCCUUUAUGGCAGCCCCGAUUGACGCUCUGCAAACGCUUCUGAACAACAUGCAGAGCGGCAGGGUAGGGUAUCAUGCCCUUACAGACGCGUUGGGGCAGGUGGAAACGAAUCUUCCCAUUUUGAUUCACAUCAAAAGAUGCGUACUUCUUGGCACGACUGAUCCCCAUGUCGCGCACAUUUUCAGCCACGCCGCCAUCUCUCAUGUGUCCAUGUAUCGCAGCAAGCUGAACUGUCUCGCCACCAUCUGGGGAGACGCUCGUAUCAAUAGAUACCAGGAAGCACACGGAGAGUCCCUUGAUGUUCCGCAGAACAUGCUCUCCCUCAAUUAUACUGUCCAUCAUCGCUGGGACAAGGCACAGGUCGCAUUCGAGCCUAUUGGCCAGGUCAAUAACAGUACUAUUCGCGUCCGUCUUCAUCUUCUAGAAGACACCAAACUCAGAUCACUCAAACGAAAACGGGAUUCCAGUCGGGACGAGUUCCAAUGGCGAAAUGAUCUGGCUCAGGACCCUAGAGAAACUCUUAAGCCAUUUAAGGACCAGUUUUCCUCUCCUUCCCCACUGGAACUCCGGCUUGUGUCUUCAGUCACACAGCACAUCGUCAGAGAUGGUCACAUUUUUGACAUCAAGGCAAGGAACCCAGCUCACCUUCCAAGCUAUGAACUCCUGGAUCUACAGUACCGGAUUUGUUUGAUGGCGACACUUCUUGGUGGCGGCGAAACUUCUGACGAAUACUUGUCUGAAUCUGAUGCGGACAACGAGGGACAAGCACGUCUCAGCGACUCAAAGAAAAUUCUGGUCGACCAGUGGUUCCAGCGUAUGGAGACUGAUCCGGUUGAUCUGGCCACGGCUGUGAUAGAGCGACUGGAGGAGGAAAAGGCCAUUGAGGAGGCAUGGGGCGAGCCGUCAUAG